Molecule: messenger RNA, 1321 nt
Organism: Sycon ciliatum
Lineage: Eukaryota; Metazoa; Porifera; Calcarea; Leucosolenida; Sycettidae
Exons: 4
Coding region: 121-813 (230 amino acids)
Molecular function (GO): calcium ion binding
Source: RefSeq, a predicted model, not a curated record
CCUUGCUGUACGCCGUAGUCCUUGUUUGGGCGCUGUCACAAUGCUCACAAUGAGUCAAAAUAAAACAAUGAACUCAGACGGAGGAAAUCCAGAGUCCAGACAAUCAAUCACUCGGCCAAAAUGAAUUCGGUAUUGCAAAUUCUACAUGUGGCAGCAUUAAUCGUAGGGUUCACUAACCGUCCUAUUUCCGCUGAGAAUGAUCAGACUGGAGGCGCAGACAAUGUCCAUCUACCGAAGACCCAACACGACUUUCAUGCACACGCUAAGGAUGACCUCAAACAUCAACAACAUCACUUGCGUGACGUAGUAGGACUGAGUGCGGCUGGUCGAAAGCAUUUUGAGAAGGAGUACGGAGGGGAUGCAGUCAGCGGUUUCUCUGGAAAUGAAGGGACAAUGCUUCACUUCUUUGUGCGCCAUGACUAUGACAAGAGUAACACACUGGACGGAAUUGAGCUGUCCGCUGCGCUGACAAGCUACUACGACUUUGGUAUGCCGGAGGCACCGCAACAAGGAGCUGCCACUGAACAAAUGUCUCACGAGGAGAAGACCUCGCCGCUACUACUGCAAGAAGAGGUGGAAGCAAUCGUGGACCGCAUCCUAAACGACCACGACUUGGACCGGAACGGCUUGUUGACAUUCGCUGAGCUGCUGGCCAAUCCGGGCGGCAUAUGGAGCAGCCUGGACAUGGUUGAUGACCUAGAUGACUAUGCGUAUGAUGGCGAGGAGGAAGGUGACGGAACUGACUAUCAACAUGACUCCAUGGACAAGGACGCCGCUGCUACUCACACUCCGGAUUUGAAUGCUGUAGGAUAAUGUAGCCGUGCAAGUCCUGUAGACUGGUUCUUGUCCUUGUACAGGCCAUCCUACUAGCCCGUGGGGGACAUAGCGGUAGCAGUCAUGGAGGCUCGGUUCUUGCGUUGCCACGGGCCAUCCUGCUAGCCCAUGUAGCUGCUGCCUAGCAUUGGGUGAGACCUGGGUCUCGAUUACAAACAUCCCUUCCUUGUGGCUGGCCGUAUGGUUUGAAGUAUAACCCAUGGCUCUUGUUAUGUUGUACACGUUAACGUGCCAAUCUUCAUCCCGCUUCACCUGUUAUGUCCCAGUCAUCAUCUUGAGCAGGUCAUUGCCUGAUGAAUCUCAUGCUAUUCAGGGCGCUUACAACUCUGCAACACUAACUUAUUGCUGAAAUAAAUAUUGCUGAAAUUCCCCGCUGCUGCAACUCAAAUAUGUUUGACAUGUUCGGUCACAAAUGAUAAUACACUGCUUUUUUUCUUUUUUACUGUACCUGAUCAUUUCAAGCAUAAUUUAUAACAGAAAACAUGUC